UGCGUCCCGCCUCCGGGUUGCCCUUAGCGCCGCCUGAUUGCACUUGAGCCCUUGCGGUGUUCCAGGCGCUGUGUUGUGCGGGGGUUGGAGGCAGCGGGUCCCCGUCGCCAGUGCCAUGUCUGGAUGCCACGCUCCAGAAGGAGACUGUUGCUCGCGGCGAUACGAAGCGCAGGACAAGGAACAUCCAAGAUACCUGAUUCCAGAACUUUGCAAACAGUUUUACCAUUUGGGCUGGGUCACUGGGACUGGAGGAGGGAUUAGCUUGAAGCGUGGCAAUGAAAUCUACAUUGCUCCUUCAGGCGUGCAAAAGGAACGAAUUCAGCCGGAAGACAUGUUUGUUUGUGAUAUAAACGAACAGGAUAUAAGUGGACCUCCAGAAUCUAAGAAGCUAAAAAAAAGCCAAUGUACUCCUCUUUUCAUGAAUGCUUAUACAAUGAGAGGAGCAGGUGCAGUGAUUCAUACCCACUCUAAAGCUGCUGUCAUGGCCACCCUUCUCUUUCCGGGACGAGAGUUUAAAAUUACACAUCAAGAGAUGAUAAAAGGGAUAAGGAAAUGCACCUCUGGAGGGUAUUAUAGAUACAAUGAUAUGUUAGUGGUACCGAUUGUUGAGAACACUCCUGAAGAGAAGGACCUCAAGGAACGCAUGGCUCGUGCAAUGAAUGAGUACCCUGACUCCUGUGCAGUGCUCGUCAGGCGCCAUGGAGUAUAUGUGUGGGGAGAAACCUGGGAGAAGGCUAAAACCAUGUGUGAGUGCUAUGACUAUUUGUUUGAUAUUGCUGUAUCCAUGAAGAAAGUUGGCCUUGAUCCUACCCAGCUCCCAGUUGGAGAAAAUGGAAUUGUAUAAGCCAAAUGAAAGUUUAAUUAUAUACAAUAGAAGCCUAAAUGCAACUAUUACUUUACUGAUACUUGAUUAUUUUUUGAAUAAAUUGAAAUUUGUAUGAUACCAUUACUUUGUCACUAUAUACCACAGGUGUUCAUGCCUAAUGUCUUCUGCCAUUGUAUAUUUGUUUAUAU
Messenger RNA from Fukomys damarensis (Damara mole-rat), 1014 nucleotides. It is a transcript of the gene Apip, whose product is annotated as APAF1 interacting protein. Bases 116 to 844 code for a protein of 242 amino acids. Lineage: Eukaryota; Metazoa; Chordata; Mammalia; Rodentia; Bathyergidae. Gene Ontology annotation, molecular function: methylthioribulose 1-phosphate dehydratase activity; metal ion binding. The transcript is spliced from 7 exons. Gene Ontology annotation, cellular component: cytoplasm. The record is from RefSeq and is a predicted model, not a curated record.